GUUUCAGUUGCAGUUCAGAGUGCUGUGGGACGCCGCCAUGGAAUCAUCUUCCGAUGUCAGGGCGUUCACGCUCGUUUUUGCCGCGCUUCUCUUUACAGGAACGUUGGGACAGACUCACUCUAAACAUUUGGACUUUGGAUAUGAAGUUGAUGGACUCUUAGGACCAGACAAAUGGGUCAAUCAGUUCCAGACUUGUUCGGGCAAGUAUCAGUCUCCCAUAGACAUAGAGGAAGACCUGGUAGAGAGGGUUUCUCUGCCUCCCCUGAUGUUCGAAGGAUUUAAGGAGCUUCCCCAAGACACCAUCAUCAUCAACAAUGGGCACACAGUGAUGUUGCAGUUCAACCACAGCACUCCAGUAACUGUGUCAGGUGGUCCACUACCAGGAGAGUAUCAGUUUGCCCAACUGCACUUUCAUUGGGGCUACAAUGACAGUUAUGGAAGUGAAGAUACUAUCAACAAUCACAGCUACCCCAUGGAGCUUCAUAUGGUGUUUUACAAGACUGACUAUUCCACCAUGGAGAAGGCUAUGGAAUACAAAGAUGGGUUACUAGUCCUCGCUCUAUUUUAUGAGCUGGAUGAUGCCAACAAUGACAAUGUCGUCUACUCGGAAAUCAUUAGGAAGUUUCCCGAGAUUGAGUUCCCGAACACUCGCACACACUUGGACUUGCGUCUCAGCUUAAACGUUCUUCUGCCUUUCAACACGGAACGAUACUUUACCUACAAGGGGUCGCUGACCACACCACCUUGCCUGGAAGUGGUCACCUGGAUAGACUUCAAACAUCCGAUAUACCUCUCACACCAACAGCUCAGUGCGUUCCGCAAGUUGAGAUCAUCGGAGGGCUUCAUGACACACAAUGCUCGUCCUAUUCAGCCGUUGUCUGGACGUCCGGUGUGGUACAAUGUCCAGGAACACGCUGACAGUGGAACACACUCGGUGUUCUCAGGGUGUUCCCUUCACAUAGUCCUGCUUCUAGUCCUGAUCUCUGUUAUUCACUGGAGGUUAUAGUACCACAGAGUUAGCUACCUCAGGGGGUUUCAUAUUGAUGGAGUAUUGAAAAUAUUGUAAGAACUAAAGUGAGCAACAAAACCUUGCAUGACUUAGGAUUUUAUUACUUAGAGGCGCUCUGUUUUACUAUUUUCUUUACUGUUAUCUAAUGUUUCAAAGUAGUUCAAUGGUGGCAUAAGUUUUAUAAAACCUUUGAAUUAUGUUUAUUUUGAAUCCCCUUGGUUGAAGUUGAACUAGUCAUUAGUACUAUAAGUUGAAAAUGUUUAAGUGGAUUGCAGUUUUAUUGUGAUGAGAGUGUGUUUUAAUUCUAUGCAACCGACUUUUAAGGAUAUAAUUAAUAUUAUUUGUAUUUAUUUCAUCAGUGUUUUCAAUGUUAUUUAUAAUCAUUGCUCAUCGAUAUGCAUAUCAUAUUCGAAAUUGUAUCAGUUUACCUUUGUUGUCUAGCAAUAAAAUAAAGCUAUGCUUAUUAUUUUGAUAUUAAAAGUGCCAUCAUAUUUAAAAUCUUGGCAGAAUUGUUAGAAAAAAAAUAUAGAAAUAAUUUUCAUAUAACUGGACCAUUUCAUAUUCUUAUUUUACUUUAUAUUGAUAUACAGGGUGUUCAACAGACAAAGUCAUGUGGAUCAAAUCCCAUAAUUACACACAUAUUUAUUUUACUUAGUGAUUAUUUAUAAUUUACCACAUAUCCCUUUACUGGCAUUACUAUAAUGAGGUUACACAAAUAAAAACUGGCAAAAACUAAUAUUUUAAUGGUUUUAAACCAUACAGAUAAUUGUAUCCAUUCUUAGUCUAUAGUUAGUGUAGUGCCAUUAUUUUGAGCUCUCUUACUAUUUUCUGUACAUACAUGUUGUAGAUAAACAAUAUAAUUUUAUUGUUA
Molecule: messenger RNA, 1880 nt
Organism: Macrosteles quadrilineatus (aster leafhopper)
Lineage: Eukaryota; Metazoa; Arthropoda; Insecta; Hemiptera; Cicadellidae
Product: carbonic anhydrase 2-like
Exons: 7
Coding region: 38-1006 (322 amino acids)
Cellular component (GO): cytoplasm
Molecular function (GO): zinc ion binding; carbonate dehydratase activity
Source: RefSeq, a predicted model, not a curated record